Molecule: messenger RNA, 2159 nt
Organism: Tigriopus californicus
Lineage: Eukaryota; Metazoa; Arthropoda; Copepoda; Harpacticoida; Harpacticidae
Exons: 13
Coding region: 599-2116 (505 amino acids)
Source: RefSeq, a predicted model, not a curated record
UGAGCGUAUCCUAAUCCCACACGAUCUUGGCUUUCACAGUUGCUCCAUCUGAAAGCAACGCGAGAGCGAGUAACCAUUGACAAAAAGAUUUCUCAAUCUUCCCAUCACUUUUAACGCACAUUUUCUAUUUUUGCUUCGAGGUGGCGGACCUGUCAAAGCCAAGGUCUAGCCAGAUCGGCCAGGUCUAACGAACUUCUUGGGAUUGCAUUGCUCCUAGUGUUGAAGACGUAGUCAAAAAGAGUAAAUUUUCACUUUCAGCCGUGGAAAAAAUGAUCAUUUAUGUCGAGUCAGCCCGAAUCACAAAAUUGGCUUCGUUUUGUAACGGUUAUUUUAAGGUCUUAUCAGAAAUCACAUAAUGCUACAGUCAUGAUUGAAUCGCCAACUUAAAAGAAUUGAAUUAUUUGGGCACCGAAAGUCUUACCUGCAAUUAUUGUCCUCUCUCCUAAAGAAACAAAAAAGAAAUGAGGGCAACUAAACAAACAUCUUUAAUAUCCAAAUCACCUAUUUCAUUGAAAAAAACACCAACAAAUUACACAUUUCCCUAAGUACGAAAUAUUUUAACUCACCUGACGCAAAUCGAUUGAUCUUGAUUGGCCAAAUGUUGGCCUCCAACAAAAUUGAAAGUCCUAACCAAACCGUUGUCUUGGCCAAAGAAAUACUGAGUACAGCCUUCUGGGGCCAGAUUGUCAAAAUCACAACUGUAUUGAGUGACUUUGAUGGACCAUUGGCGAUUGGCCAAAGUUGUUCCAACCCCAGCUGUUCCCAAUUGGAAGUUCAUGGAACGCCUUUCCGGGAAAACCAUCAUGCAUUAUUGGAGGCAUUGGAGCGUGUCAAAGUGGUUACUAAUCUUCCUCCUCAUGACAUAGAGGAUCUAGGACAUCAUUCACAGUUGUCAUCUUCUUUCUCCAUCGUCAACAUGAUCCGCAGAUUGUGCCUUAUUAUCUUAGCCCUCGGGACUUGCUCACCCGUGCUCAAUAUGGAUAUUGAUCAAUUGAACAAGACCGACAACCAUCGACGUGGAAAAGUCAUUUCUUUAUUCAGUGUGGUGACAUUUGGCAAUGUGGCUUGUCAAAGCUCUUUAACUUACACAACCAAUACCAUCGGUGGAGUAUCAGUUCAACGGACUCGAAAUGGAACGUGUUUCACCGAAUCAGAAUGUUCAUCGUUGGGUGGAAAUGCCCAAGGAGCGUGUGCUUCUGGCUUUGGGGUGUGUUGCGUGUUCUUAAUCUCGGAUCAGGCCUUAGACAUCACUCAAAAUUGCACCUAUAUCCAAAACCCCAACACUCCUCUUGUGUAUACCAGUACCUCGAGUCUUCAAUAUACUAUCCGAAAGUCACAGGACAGUGUGUGCCAAUUGAGACUGGACUUCGAAUCAUUUGCUCUUCGCGGAACUGACACCCAAUCGGAGGCAACGGGAGGCACUUGUCUCGAUCAAUUUGUUGUCACAACUUCGAAUAACUUUCCGGUCCCCACCAUUUGUGGUCAAAACCAAGGCCAACAUAUUUAUGUCGAUUUGGGCCAAGCGAAUACAGCCACUGCCGAUUUGGACUUUUCGUUCACUGGUGAAUCCACCAUUCGCAAUUGGGAUAUCAAAGUCACUCAAAUACCAUGUGGCAACACUGCGGCUCCUAACGGAUGCCUACAAUACCAUUUUGGCUUAUCUGGACGCUUAACCUCGUUCAACUUCAAUCCCACGAAUGACAACCAUUUGGCGUCUCAAAACUACAAUGUCUGCAUUGACCAAGAAGAUGGCUUCUGUUGUGUUGAAUAUACCCAAUGUACGGAUACUGAUUCGUUCUCCCUGUCCACUGGAACAUCCACCAUUGAUACGGCUCAGCAAAAAGUUCUCUUUGGCUCACUUUGUUCCCUUGAUUUCGUCAUCAUUGAAGGGUCGAGUGGAGCUUGUAAUAUGGGAACCGGUGGAGUCAGUAACAACCGAUAUUGUGGAUCGUUUUUGGGAUCCACAGCAAUGGCCACGACUGGUUCACCCAUUUGCGAUUGCACCUCUCCAUUUCAAGUUGGCAUCAGGACCGAUGAAUUGGCUGAUGGCUCAGCAGCAAUCAAUUCCAAGGCCUCUCGAGGCGUCUGUCUUACUUUUUCUCAAAUCCCUUGUUAAGAUCCAUGUUACUUAAGAACUAAAUAUAUACCCCUGAACAAUU